AUGGCCAUGUCACUUCCUCACCCGGCUUAUCGCGAAAGCCGCCCCGCCCCGAUCCCCAUGCACCAACCUCGUCCUCAAAAGACUGUCUCUGUUGCAGACAUUGAAAGCCCAGCGACGUUCCCGUUCGCUUUCAAUCCUCCUCAGCCCCAGCUUGAGCAGCCCUUCCACCAACAAGUCCCUCUUCCGGUCCAUGGCCCACCCAGCCAGCCUUCGGCCACUCCACUUUCCCAUAUUCCGGAGCGGGCGAUCCAUGCACCGCCAUUCCAGCCUUACAAUUACCCUCAGCCUGCUUUCUACCCUCCGAGUUAUCCUUCAGGUGGCAUAUAUUAUCCGACCUCGGGUCCCGAUUACACGGGUUACAAUGGACCCGUAGGCCCUGGAGCCUCUAUGCCAAACUUCCCGAGCCAGCAAGCAGUGCCCUAUUCAGCCGGGGAACAGCCCCCUCAACCGGGUACUGUUGCUCAUGAGUCUGGUGGCACUGUCUACUUUUACGAUGCCAAUCAUAUGUACGGAGAUCCCGCUCCAACGGGGCCAGGGUCUGGGCCUGGGGGUGUGGUUGGCAUGGGUGGGAUGAUGACACCGCCAGGCACGACCUUUUACUACCCGCAACAAUCCGGUCAAUAUUAUGGGCAGUGA
Penicillium coprophilum is the source of this 636-nucleotide messenger RNA. RefSeq lists its product as uncharacterized. The record is from RefSeq and is a predicted model, not a curated record. The transcript has a single exon. Bases 1 to 636 code for a protein of 211 amino acids. NCBI's taxonomy places the organism in Eukaryota, Fungi, Ascomycota, Eurotiomycetes, Eurotiales, Aspergillaceae.